ACAUGUUUAUGUCACAUGCAUUUAGCUGCUACCACUUCACAAGUUUUUCACUUCCACUCAUUAUUAUUAUAUCACUUCAGCAGUACUCUAGAAACUUUUCUUUAUCCAUACUUGCUCCUUUCUUUGUCAAGGUAUGUAGAUAUGAUUGCAAAUCCUGAGGUGGCUGAAACAUUUAGGAAAAGAGCAAAGAUUAUAUCAGAGAUACGCAAGACAGUUGAAUCGUCAGGCUUUGUUGAAGUCGAAACACCAGUUCUUCAGGUUGUCAAGACUUUUUGUUCAUCACAGGGAGCCGCUGGUGGGGCUGAAGCUAGGCCAUUCAUUACAUACCAUAAUUCUCUUGGUCAAGAUCUUUAUCUGCGGAUCGCAACUGAGCUCCAUUUGAAGAGAAUGCUGGUUGGAGGCUUUGAGAAAGUAUAUGAGAUAGGCCGGAUAUUCAGAAAUGAAGGCAUUUCCACUCGUCAUAAUCCUGAAUUCACCACCAUAGAGAUGUAUGAAGCAUAUUCUGACUAUGAAAGCAUGAUGAAUAUGACAGAAGAGAUUAUAACACAAUGUGCUCUUGCAGUUAAUGGGAAACUUACCCUUGAUUAUCAGGGUGUGGAGAUCUGCUUAGAAAGACCUUGGAGGAGGGAGACAAUGCACAAUCUUGUGAAAGAAGCAAUUGGGAUUGAAUUCAACAAGUUUGGUGACGAUCUUAAUGCUGCAAAGAAAGUUGUACUAGAGACACCAGAUAUUGUUAAUGAUAAUCAAAACAAAAAUUUGAUCGAGGCUUGCACAUCAGUUGGCCAUGUUCUUAAUGAGGUGUUUGAAAUAGUUGUAGAACCAAAGUUAAUGCAGCCCACCUUUGUUUUGGACUAUCCAAUUGAAAUAUCUCCACUGGCCAAACCCCACAGAAGGCAUUCAGGCUUGACGGAGAGAUUUGAACUCUUCAUAUGUGGCCGCGAGAUGGCUAAUGCUUUCUCUGAAUUGACUGAUCCGUUGGACCAGAGAGAACGGCUCGAAGAACAAGUAAGGCAGCAUAACAAUAAGAAAGCAGCGGCAGUUUCAGAAAUCUCAAGUACAGAAGAUGGGACUGAGAGGGCUGAUGAUUCCUACGACGUGACUCUUGAUGAAGAUUUUUUAACAGCGCUAGAAUACGGAAUGCCUCCUGCAUCGGGAAUGGGGCUUGGCAUUGACAGGCUAGUAAUGCUUCUUACAAACUCAGCCAGUAUACGCGAUGUGAUUGCUUUCCCUGUCCUCAAGACUCUGCAAUAAUCUUAGAAGAAUAUGGCGAUGCCAACCAGCCCAGAUGGAUCCUGUCUUUUGAUUCAAGGACAAGCUGGAGAUGCCUUGGAAUAAAGUUUUGGUUCUUCUGCUGACCUCCUGUUGGCAGCUAAUUCAACUCCGUUUGAAAACUUAUUAGCAGAUUAAGAGUUUCUUUUAAACAUUAUUGUUUGAAUAAACUUUAAGUGAAUACUACUUUUACUUAUAUUUGAUUGUGUAUGACAAAAUAAUAUUAAGUCCUAGUCUGAGCUAUUUUAAUUAUAGAGAGGAAAAUAUGCUUGUUUUAUGCAAGUAGGGGUACACUUCUAUUCCUCUAAAUUUUGAUGAAUAUGGGUUCUAAUU
Molecule: messenger RNA, 1602 nt
Organism: Olea europaea var. sylvestris
Lineage: Eukaryota; Viridiplantae; Streptophyta; Magnoliopsida; Lamiales; Oleaceae
Product: lysine--tRNA ligase, chloroplastic/mitochondrial-like
Exons: 10
Coding region: 16-1251 (411 amino acids)
Biological process (GO): lysyl-tRNA aminoacylation
Cellular component (GO): cytoplasm; cytosol; mitochondrion
Molecular function (GO): ATP binding; lysine-tRNA ligase activity; tRNA binding
Source: RefSeq, a predicted model, not a curated record